AUGUCCAAUGAUAUCCAAAAGCAAUAUGAUAAGUUGGAUGAUGUUUCCUCUAUAAUACUUCGCAUGAAGGAAGUUUAUGAGAUUCCUGAUAGGCAUAUUAGAUAUGUCGCUAUAAAAGAAUUCUUCAAGAGCAAGAUGGCCAAAGGAUCGUCUGUACAAAGUUACGAGGUUAAGAUGGUAUCCCUAGUGGAGAAGCUUGAAAACCUUAAAGCUGGGCUUGACAAUGACAUGUAUAUUGACGUGAUCCUUCAGUCACUUCCUCCAUCCUAUGACCUGACUAUUAUUAACUAUAACAUGAAUGGACUUGAAAAGUCCAUUCAUGAGUUAAUUAGUAUGCUGGUCCAAUACGAGGUGACGACCCACAAGUCUACGCCGGCGGUAUUGGUAGGAGAGGUUUCAACCUCCAAAGCGAAAUGCAAGAGGGCUGGAUGCUGGAAGAGGAAGAAGGGCAAGGGAAAAGUCAUCGCAUCCAAACUCCCGUGGAAAUGGGCAAAGGGAAAGGAAAGGUUGGCGAUUCUCAACGGUCAAAGGUGA
Messenger RNA from Sesamum indicum (sesame), 534 nucleotides. RefSeq lists its product as uncharacterized. The record is from RefSeq and is a predicted model, not a curated record. NCBI's taxonomy places the organism in Eukaryota, Viridiplantae, Streptophyta, Magnoliopsida, Lamiales, Pedaliaceae.